Messenger RNA from Manis pentadactyla (Chinese pangolin), 828 nucleotides. Its product is annotated as olfactory receptor 7G2-like. The record is from RefSeq and is a predicted model, not a curated record. Gene Ontology annotation, biological process: G protein-coupled receptor signaling pathway. Gene Ontology annotation, cellular component: membrane. The transcript has 2 exons. The coding region runs from base 1 to 828 and encodes 275 amino acids. Gene Ontology annotation, molecular function: olfactory receptor activity; G protein-coupled receptor activity. Lineage: Eukaryota; Metazoa; Chordata; Mammalia; Pholidota; Manidae.
AUGGAACCCCAGAAUCACACAGAAGUUUCAGAAUUCCUUCUCCUGGGAUUGACAGAGGAUCCAGAAGUACAGAUCAUCCUCUUUGAGCUAUUCCUGUCCGUGUACCUGGUCACUGUUUUGGCGAACCUGCUCAUCAUCCUGGCCAUCAGUUCUGACCCUCACCUCCAUACCCCCAUGUACUACUUUCUCUGUAACCUGUCCUUCACUGACAUCUGUAUAAGCGCAGCCACCAUCCCCAUGAUGGUGGUGAACAUCCAAGCACAGAAUCAGCACAUCAGCUUUACAGGCUGCAUCAUCCAGGUCUACUUUUUCUUUGUUUUUGCUGGAUUUGAAACCUUUAUCCUUGCCACAAUGGCCUAUGACCGCUAUGUGGCCAUCUGCCAUCUGCUCAGGUACACAUAUGUCAUGACCCCCCGGCUCUGUGUCCUGCUGAUUCUGCUCUCCCUGCUCAUUACCAGCGGGGUUAGUGUGCUCCACAGUCUGAUGGUGCUGCGUCUCUCCUUCUGCAGGGACCAGGAAAUCCCCCACUUCUUCUGUGAUCUUGCUCAGGUCAUCAAACUACCCUGCUCUGAUACCCUCAUCAAUAACUUACUGAUAUAUUUUGUAGGCAGCCUACUUGGGGGUGUUCCUGUAUCUGGGAUCAUGUUCUCUUAUACUAAAAUUCUCUCUUCCAUUUUGAGAAUGACCUCAGUGGAGGGUUUUGGGAUGUACAUUAGCCCUGCAGUUCCUGACUCUUUCAGGACGGCUACAGUGGCCUCAAUGAUGUACAUCGUGGUUCCCCAGGUGAUGAACCCUUUCAUCUACAGCCUAAGGAACAGGGAUAUGUAG